Pogoniulus pusillus (Red-fronted tinkerbird) is the source of this 314-nucleotide messenger RNA. Its product is annotated as protein PET117 homolog, mitochondrial. Gene Ontology annotation, biological process: mitochondrial respiratory chain complex IV assembly. The transcript has 2 exons. The record is from RefSeq and is a predicted model, not a curated record. Gene Ontology annotation, cellular component: mitochondrion. Lineage: Eukaryota; Metazoa; Chordata; Aves; Piciformes; Lybiidae. Bases 67 to 312 code for a protein of 81 amino acids.
GCCGGACCCGUCCCUUCCCCGGCGCAGAGCAGGCGGCCCGGGCCCGCCCCGCCGCCCGCGGCCGCGAUGUCCAGGAGCUCCUGGGCGGUACUGGCCAUCUCCGCGCUGCUCUCCACCGCCACGGUGGUGGGCGUGCACGUCCAGCAGCGGCGGGAGCGGGAGAGACUGCACAGUGGAGUUCUCAGAGAUCUUGAGCGUCAACACCAGAAAAAGGAGAAUAUUCGCCUUCUAGAAGAGCAGAUAGCUUUGACCAAGCAGCUUAUGGAAGAAAGAGACAAGGCACUAAUGGAAAAAGGGUCCCAGCAGUCCUAGGC